Messenger RNA from Dictyostelium purpureum, 999 nucleotides. RefSeq lists its product as uncharacterized. NCBI's taxonomy places the organism in Eukaryota, Evosea, Eumycetozoa, Dictyosteliales, Dictyosteliaceae. The transcript is spliced from 4 exons. Gene Ontology annotation, biological process: regulation of transcription by RNA polymerase II. The coding region runs from base 1 to 999 and encodes 332 amino acids. Gene Ontology annotation, molecular function: cyclin-dependent protein serine/threonine kinase regulator activity. The record is from RefSeq and is a predicted model, not a curated record. Gene Ontology annotation, cellular component: nucleus.
AUGAAUAAUAAUAAUAACAAUAAUAUUAAUAGUAACAUUAAUAGCAAUGUAAAUAGAUAUAUACCAAUUUUAAAUUUAGAUCAAAUAGAAAAAGAAAUAAAAAAUAAUUUUAAAAUAAAUUUUAAUAAUAAUACCGACAUAAAUAAAGAGGAAUGGGAUGACUUUAAUUUAAAGUUUAAAAGGGUGGUUUUUUUUGUAAAAAGAGUAUGUGAACUAUUAUCAUUGUCAUCUUUAGCCUAUUUUCACACAAUAAUUCUUUUUAGAAGAUUCAUAUCAAAAGUACCUUUAAAAGAUUAUAAUUUUUAUUUAGUAGCAAUGUCAUGUAUUUUAAUUUGUGUAAAAGUAAAUCCAUCAUCAAUAAUAGCAAUGAAAGUUCGGGAUAUUUUAAAUAUUUCAUAUUAUAUACUAACAAAUGAAAAAUUACUAAUUAAUGAUGAUUACUACAAUUUUAAGGAUAAUGUAAUAGAUAUGGAAAAAAAGGUUUUAAUUACAUUAGAAUUUAAUAUUUCAAUAUCGGUAGAUAACAGCAUUGGUGUCAAACUUCCCCAUUCAUAUUUAUUUCACUUUUUAUUAUUUUUAGAUUUCGAAAAAGACCAUUUAGUAUCUCAAAUAUCAUUAAAUUUUUUAAAUGAUAGUUUAUUAAUUUUGUUUAUUCAAUCACCCUAUUUCCAACCAGAAGAAAUUGCAUUAUAUUCAAUUUUCCUAUCAUUAGAGUUUACAAAAAAUGAAGGUUUAAAAAUAGACAGAGCCCAACUAUAUAGUUUACUUGGGUUAACCAAUUCCAAUAAUAAUAACAAUGGAUACAAUAAUAACGAUAUUGAUAAUAAAUAUAACAUUUUCAAAAACUAUUUAAAUAAUUUAUAUUUAGAAAUUAAAUUUAGCCCACCCACGAUUACAACAAAUAACGAAAACAAUAAUUUAACAAAUGAUAUAAAUAAUAGUUUAAAUAUAAUACACAACACAGGGUCAGAAUUGAUCCAAAAUUUCUUUAAAAAAUAA